AUGAUGAAGCUCAUGCCUCCCUGUGACUUUUUGGGAGGCGCCCUCCACAUCUGUUCGGAAGGAAUAACGAGGAACAGAUUGAGAGACCUCUUCAAUCCUUCAUCGAUAUAUCCGGGACUGAAAGUCGAUAGAGAGAAGCUGGAGAACAUUAGACAAUGUCUUUUUGGAGUUACAAAUUAUACGUACUCCAGUAGCUUGAUCUUAUCAUUAGAAGAUAUACCUACGUGCAAAGCUGCUGAGAUCGAUGAGCUUGCCUUCGUGGCGUUUCCGUUGGCAGCUGCUGUUGAUUCCAUUACUUGUCCAGUAUCUGCUGCCGGACUACUUGGUUACUGGUUAACAAUCAGAGUGAUUUCGAAAAAGAGGGAUCUGACAACAACAGUGAUAGAGAUGAUCCAACAUGUGGCCCAGCAAACUAGGGACGUAUGGCUACUCACAGCAGAGAAGGUCUUCACAAUGAAAUGCCAUUGGUUCUUUGAUCAUGCCAUGGACAUUGAACUCCUACACCAAGGAUCCCUAUAUCAGUGGACCUCAGCGCCUUUUGAAAGUCAUCACAGGAGGCUGCAACUCAAGAUGAAUCAGACAGCCACGAAUAGCGCAUCCUUAAUUCUUGAAAAAUACCUACUCACUAAGAAGAUCAGGAAUUUGUUCUACAACUGCAGCGAAAACAAUGAAAGCCCCCUGUUUGAAUCAUUCAAAGAAAAAAUCGAAAACAAACAUACAAAAAGGCAGUUUCUGAUAUUCCCUCUCGAAGUUCGCGUAAAUGAACACUGCUACAUCCCAAAGAAUAGCCGCAUCGAUUUGAAGGAUCUGCAAGAGCCCGAACGAACAAGAAUCUCACGCUCUUCAGAUGAGCCAUAGUA
Messenger RNA from Cylicostephanus goldi, 860 nucleotides. NCBI's taxonomy places the organism in Eukaryota, Metazoa, Nematoda, Chromadorea, Rhabditida, Strongylidae. The record is from the annotation of a GenBank genome assembly.